Molecule: messenger RNA, 1885 nt
Organism: Synchiropus splendidus (mandarinfish)
Lineage: Eukaryota; Metazoa; Chordata; Actinopteri; Syngnathiformes; Callionymidae
Gene: prr5l
Product: proline rich 5 like
Exons: 9
Coding region: 349-1305 (318 amino acids)
Biological process (GO): TORC2 signaling
Cellular component (GO): TORC2 complex
Source: RefSeq, a predicted model, not a curated record
AGCAACGACAUGACUAACAACAUGUUUACAGAACAACUAACGAGUCAGUUAAAGCAGCAAUCACAUGACCAUGAGUCAUCUAAUUCCUCGCAUCAGAUAUGACGCGUACUUGGUGCAAAACACUCUAUGAGAAGUUAGCGGUCUCCAUAGUGACGAGAUGUUAGCAGCGAAGUUUCAGGUCACUGCCGUCAGACAGGAAUCUGUGGUUUCUGCUUUCAUUAAUGUCAACAGGAAGUCUACAGUUGUGUAGCGAUACUAAUAGGUUCAAUUGAACUGUACAGACAUACAAAGCCGUAUUUCUAAAAGUCCCUAGACAGAGGACUUGAGAAUGUGGCAAAGCUGUUUUUAAUGUAUAUCAAUCAUAUAUGUCAAGGUCAGGAAGCAGAGUUGGAAGAGUCAGCGAUGAAGUAUCAGCUCAUGAUGGGAUCCUUCCGGCGCGCCAGACCUCGAAUCAUGAGUUCACCGGCUCUGGCAGAUCUGGCCCGGUUUCACGCCAGCUCCCCCGCAGCACAGAUCUCCAACAGCAGCGUGUGGAGCAGCGUCCACUCUGCUGUAGCCAAAAUAUUCCAGGGCGGGGCCCUGCAAGUGAAUGAGCUCUACACUCUGAAUGAGAGCAUCAGGUUUCUACUCAGAACAGAAAUGGGCUCCUUCAUCUGUGAAUACUUUCAGAAUCAGGUGCUGUCUCAGGGUCUGUAUCUGCUUCUGGACCAGGUUUUGUGUCAGUCUGAGGAGAAGCAGCUGACUGUCCUGGGAGAAGUGUGGGACCAGUUCUUCACGGAGACGCUGCCCACCCUCCAGGCCAUCUUCUACCCGGUCCAGGGGCUGCAGCUGUCCAUCAGACACAUCUGUCUCUUGUCCUUCAGGGACUUGAUCGUAUUGAAACUGCCUCUGGAGGACUUUUUGAGUACUACAGCAUCUGUCCCCUCUUCUGUCACUCAAAUGCUGCUGGUCCUCCAGGGGGUUCACGACUCCACUGGCCCCGGCCCUCAGUAUCGUCAGUUGGAGCGCCUGGUGAAGAUGAUAGUCUCGCCGUAUCUGAGCAACACUGACGACAGAAGUCAGCAGACAUCAGAUUCUCACCAGCUGAGGAAAGACCAGCCCGAGAUCAGUGUCACACCUCCACGCGGCAUCGGACCGACAAAAUAUCUGGCGCCCCUUGUGGAGCACGAGAGUGGAGCGUAUCUGAACAAAUGUGCAGGAGCUCGACGGCACACCGUUGCCAACGCAGGCUCUGACGUGUAUCGCCUGUCCAUGAAAUUGCAGGCGGGGACGAGCAAGGUCAGUUCCAGAGGGUUCUCCAACUGAUGGAGUGGACAGGACUGGCAAACUCCAGCAUUCAAAUCCAACCUUUAGAUUGACAUUUCUGACUCCAUCUUGUCCAUGAAAGUUUACACUAAAGUCUGCUGACUGCGAAUGACUCCAGCACAUAGCACCACUGAAAUGAACAGUGUGAUGUUAAGAGUGUUGUUGAGGUUGUCUUUUUUUUUUCCAUGGACAUUUCAACAUGUGAUGGACAGAGGUUUUUGCCUCAGCUUGCGUCCUGCCUUGACUUGACUGAGACAUUUUCAAUGAAUGUAUGAGCCUGUUUUUUUAAAAACGGAAAAAAAAAAUCAUUGUGGUUGACCUUGAUGGACAUGCUGUACCUCCUUGUUUUGAUCCCCCGGGUCCAAUGGCUCCAUGUGACCAUUUCUCGUCUGAGCUGCUGCUCUUCAGGGCGACAUUCUCCAGUGUUUACCCAAGAGAUUAAGCGUUAAAUCGAACAGCAGACUCCCAUCCUCAUUCUUCGACCCCCGCCUCCCCGAGUGCUGCCUCCUCCACUGUUUGUUCACUGACUUAUUGACCACUAACCCAAUUGUGAGGUUUAGUGCCAUUAAUCCCUUUAUAA